AUGGAAGCCCAGCGCCCCCGGCCUGGGCGGGGACCCUUCGGGAGGGGAGGGAGUGAGGACACAGGAGCGGCCAGCCUUGCGUCCACUGUGGAGGGACCGGCCUCAGAGCGCAGCUUCCCUGGGGCUGUGCAGGGGGCUGCCCUGGCGCCCUUGCCGGGAGCAGGUUUCCCCGAGAACCAGGAGGACCUGGGCCAGCAAGGGUGCCCACGGGAUCCAGAGGCCUCUCUGAGGCUCCCCCCGGGGGCCAGCGGGUCGGGUCGGGUCGGGCACUGGGUGAAUGAGUGUGAGCUCACUGUGACCGCGCCAACAGCGGGAGGCACCUCGGGGCGGGGCUGGCCGGGCGGGCCGGGCCCCAGGUCGGUCCAAGCGGAAUCUGCCCUGCAGCUGCGCCCGGGCACGUCCGCAGAGAGCCCGUCCCAGGUCUCCGGGGCGCACACGCCCGAGCGGCCGGGCCUUAUCAGGGCGGGCGACAGAUCAGAUCGGCUCGCAGGGAAGACUGAGCCGCAGCACCGGGCGCGGGAGCGGCCCGGCCGAGGCCCGGACCCCGCGCGCGAGAAGGGCGCCGCCGUGACCGCCGACGCAGCAGGUGAUUCCCUGAACACCCAGAAUGAGCCGGAAGAGACUGUGAAAAAGAAGAAGUCGGAAGCCCUGAAUAUCAGAGGCGUCCUCCUGCACGUGAUGGGUGACGCCCUGGGCUCCGUGAUCGUGGUCGUCACGGCCGUCAUAUUCUACGUGCUUCCUCUGACGAGCGAGGAGCCGUGUAACUGGCAGUGCUACAUCGACCCCAGCCUGACCGUCGUCAUGGUCAUCAUCAUCCUGUCCUCCGCCUUCCCGCUCCUCAAGGAGACGGCCACCAUCCUGCUGCAGAUGGUGCCCCCGGGCGUCAACAUGGAGGAGCUGGUGAGCAAACUCUCCACCGUGCCUGGGGUCAGCGGUGUGCAUGAACUCCACGUGUGGGAGCUUGUGAGCGGGAAGAUCAUCGCCACCCUGCACAUCAAGCUCCAGGAGGACAGAGCGCGGGAGGAGGCCAGCAAGAAGGUCCGGGAGAUCUUCCACCACGCCGGCGUCCACAGUGUGACCAUCCAGUUCGAGAGCGUGGACUCGCGGGAGUCCUCGGAGCACGAGGACUUCCUGCUGGUGUGCAGCAGCCCCUGCGUGUCCCAGGCCUGCGCGGACAAGCUGUGCUGUCCCCCUGGGGCUCUGCCCCUGGCCCAUGUCAACGGCUGUGCGGAGCACAAUGGGGGCCUAACUCUGGAGAGCUACCGGAGCAGGAGGGACCCGGCGGACGUGGCCAUCGAGGUGCCCGGGGACGGCUGUCUCGGCAGUGACCAUGCGGAAGCCCCUCCCAAGGCCCAGGAGGACCAGCGCUGUGAAAACAGCACGCAUUUCUAGCGUGGGGUCCACGGCUCAGACUGUGAGCGAGGGCUGUGGGGUCAGCAGUGUGGCUCUGUGAACCAUGGGCUCCGCAUGCGUCAGCGUGUGCUGGCUGCGUGCAGGAGAGGUCAGGGCCUGGGGUCGGCGGAACACAUCGCUGGUUUUGAGGUUCCGCUCACCCUUCCUGUGGCCUGUGCAUUUUCUAAAGAACUGCACUAGGGCAUCCACCGGGGUGUGCAGGCUGGGACUCCGGGACUGCGACACACGAUUCCCUGCCGUUCCUGCUUUCUGAUCUCUGCGGUGCUGGGGAGGGGAUCCAGGGUGAGCUCCCAGGUGAAAGCUCAGCAGCCAGCCACUUGUUUGCAGACUGAGUGCCGCAUCCGGCUGACUCAGGGGAGUUCUGCCUGAGGUCGUAGGAACAAGCAGCGGAAGGACAGAGCAGCUUGUCUUUCUCACUCUCCUGGAAGAUCAGAAAAGAGGGCAGUUAGUUUGGGCACCGCAGAAGGAUCUUUGGUGCAUUUUGUGGUGAAGGUAAAGGACUGGCUACUCCGGUAGGGACUGUCUGCCCGGGGGAGGCGGGUGCCGUGUCAGAGAGCGGGAGAGAAGGCCCCCCGCCUUCCGCUGGUCACCGAAUGGUAGCGUCUCCACGUGCAGCAUGUUCUCUCCACUUGGAAGUGGGCAACAUUUCCGCUUUUUAAAUUAUGAUCCAAGUACCUAUUUGCUGUCUUCUAAAAUCUCCAGCUGGCCGUGUCCUUUUCCCCUUGAUGGUGAUCUUCCUGUCUGUCCCGGGGGUCCUGGGUCUCCUUCUAUACGAUCACAUUGAUCUGUGCAGCAUUUGCCAGGGGGAAAUGAGCACUUGUGACUUCGAGAGGCCGUUCCUGCCCAAUAAACCAGCUCGACUGCCUUGUGCUUAA
This is a messenger RNA of Chinchilla lanigera (long-tailed chinchilla), 2288 nucleotides long. RefSeq names its product solute carrier family 30, member 10 (gene Slc30a10). Gene Ontology annotation, cellular component: membrane. Lineage: Eukaryota; Metazoa; Chordata; Mammalia; Rodentia; Chinchillidae. Gene Ontology annotation, biological process: manganese ion transport; zinc ion transmembrane transport; detoxification of zinc ion. The coding region runs from base 1 to 1392 and encodes 463 amino acids. Gene Ontology annotation, molecular function: zinc ion transmembrane transporter activity. The record is from RefSeq and is a predicted model, not a curated record. The transcript is spliced from 5 exons.